GCUCCUUCAUUUGCGCAUGCGUCAACGAUUCACCGGGUACACAAUGGAGUCGGACUUUCAUAGAGAGGACUGACUCGUACAUUAGGAUCUUCGACGCACACUGAAGCAGAAGUGUAACAUAAUACAGUCACCUCUUUGUUUCAGAGACUCGUGGCGAUGACACCACCCAAAGACGACUUCACCUGAGACCGAGAGAGUGUUGAGAGAGUGUUGACCUCACCUGCGGUGGUGCUGUGUAUCAGUGCGGCUGUCUUCUUUCUGGUCCUCUGCUAUAUAUCCAUGUCUUUGUGUGUCAGGGCUGUGGAAUAGAAACCGGCCGAUACAGUGGAGGAAAAUGUCUGAGGUUAACAAAGGAAAGCGAAAGGAGAAGUGUGAGAACUGCACCAAACAGUGCAACAAGAAACAGAGUGAAGAUGGAGCCGACUCUCACGAGGAGGGCGACGACAUCAACGGACAGGUGCACGAAGGACCUCAGCUCUUGCUAAGUGCGUGCCUGUCCUGUGACGGCUGUCUAUCAGAGGAGGAGAGUCUGAAAAUCUCUCAGCAGAGCCUGGAGGAAGUGGAGCGGGUUCUGGCACUCAAUAAGAAGUGUGACGUGUCCAAGCACAAGGUGUUGGUAGCGUCUGUGUGCCCACAGUCUCUGCCGUUCUUCGCGGUGAAGUUCGGUCUGGACAUUACAGAGGCUGCCCAGAAACUCUGUGGCUUCCUGAAGAGUUUAGGAGUGCAGUAUGUGUUCGACACCACGCUGGCGGCCGGCUUCAGCAUCUUAGAGAGUCAGAAGGAGUUUAUUCAGAGGUAUCGCAGGAGGCACCACGACUCCAACGCUUUGCCCAUGUUCACCUCUUCCUGCCCAGGUUGGAUCCGUUAUUCAGAGCGUGUCCUGGGCAGUUUGGUCACUCCUCACAUCGGCACAGCCAGGUCACCUCAGCAGAUCAUGGGAUGUCUGGUCAAGGACUACUUCUCCAAACAGCAGAAGCUGAGUCCAGAGAAAGUCUACCAUGUGCUGGUGGCCCCCUGCUUUGAUAAGAAGUUUGAGGCUGUUAGGGACGAGUUCUAUAACAGCCUGCUGGAGACCAGAGAUGUGGACUGUGUGCUCACAUCAGGGGAGAUCUAUUACCUCAUGGAGCAGAGGAAGGUUUCAGUGGAAGAGCUGGACUCAGUUCCUCUGGACCACGUGCUGGGUGAGGUUGGGGACCUGGCACCAGUGAGACACGAGGGCCGAGGAUCUGAGGGCUUCCUGGAGCACAUCUUCAAACAUGCUGCCAAAGAGCUCUUUGGCCUGGAGGUUCAAGAGAUCACAUACAAAACCCUCAGGAACAGGGACUUCCAGGAGGUGACUCUGGAGCGGGACGGGGAAACUCUGCUGCAGUUUGCGGCGGUCUAUGGUUUUAGAAACAUCCAGACUCUGGUUCACCGGAUGAGAAAAGGACGGGUGCCUUAUCAGCUGGUGGAGGUGCUUUCCUGCCCAGGAGGGUGUCUGAGCGGCCGUGGUCAGGCAGAGAGCGACGUCGUUGGUCGGGUGGAUAAAAAUCUGGUGCAGCAGAUGGAAGAGGCCUACAGCAGCCUCCCAGUCUGUCUCCCGGAGGUCAACCCUGCUCUGCACACCCUCUAUCAAGACUGGCUGCAGGGCCAGGACUCCCCGCAGGCCAGCGCCCUCCUGCACACCCAGUACAGAAAUGAGAGUCAGGUCCACACACAGCCUCCCCACAUGCAGUGGUGAGGAGGAAGUGUGUGUUUCACUUUCCAGACAGAGAGGAGGCUGAAUGAAGGCUGCCUCUGGUGGGUUGGACCAUCACAUCCGUCAUGCUGGGACCACAUAGACGAGCCGAGGACCAGUGGAGUCUCGACAAGUGCAGUUUUUCUGUUCAGCCACAGGAGGGAGAUGUGUACCCUGUUCUACCUGAGACUGAGAGGCUGAAGAGUCCGGAAGAACAAGCACUUCCUGGAUGAUGUAGUGAUGUCAGAAAGCUGCUGUCAGACUUUAGUUUCAACAUCCCAAAUCCACCAGCUUCUCUGAGGAGAUCUGAGGGGAGAGAGUCUGUUGCAGGUCUUCACUUUAAUGUCAGUCCUUGGACAAAGCAAUAAGAAAACAACUACAAUGCUUUUAGCACAACUAGAGCUCGUGUGCUGCACGUCAGAAUGCAGAAUUUACAUUUCAGGAUUUUAAUUUAUUCCAAAUGUUGUCUUACUUUGAGUUUUUCUCCACUGUUCCAAUGUCGUCAAGCACAUUGAUCACUAUGCAACAGUGUGAUGGUCUUAUCUCAUCAGGCGGAUUCAGAAGAGAGAACAUGCUGCUCUGCGAGUCAGGAGGAGAGAUGCCUUUUAACAGCACUUCAUAACUGGGCAGGUCUCUGCUCAGCGUUUGGUUUAUCCAUCCUAAUAAAGAAGAAUCAUAGCCUCUAUUUUUUUAAUGGUACGAGAUCAUUUCACUUUCUUUUCAUUCCACAGAUCAGUGAUUUUAAGUUGGAUGUUGUUCUUGUUUGUUUAAAGAAAUCAAACAUAAAUGUUAAGCAGCAAAA
Molecule: messenger RNA, 2519 nt
Organism: Notolabrus celidotus (New Zealand spotty)
Lineage: Eukaryota; Metazoa; Chordata; Actinopteri; Labriformes; Labridae
Gene: narf
Product: nuclear prelamin A recognition factor
Exons: 12
Coding region: 335-1720 (461 amino acids)
Cellular component (GO): lamin filament
Molecular function (GO): lamin binding
Source: RefSeq, a predicted model, not a curated record